Messenger RNA from Jatropha curcas, 2697 nucleotides. It is a transcript of the gene CYP71, whose product is annotated as cyclophilin71. NCBI's taxonomy places the organism in Eukaryota, Viridiplantae, Streptophyta, Magnoliopsida, Malpighiales, Euphorbiaceae. Gene Ontology annotation, molecular function: peptidyl-prolyl cis-trans isomerase activity; protein binding. Gene Ontology annotation, biological process: protein folding; protein peptidyl-prolyl isomerization. The record is from RefSeq and is a predicted model, not a curated record.
GCCGACCGUCAUCGGCCAUCGCCCCUCCACAGUAGAAUAGCACCUACUCAAAACACCCUAAGCGCUUGCAGAGAACCAAAAAUUCCCAAUACCUCUCUCCCUCUCUCUCUCUCUCUCUCUCUCUCUCUCUCUAUUCGAACCCUAGAAAUCAGCGAGAAUGGAGGAACCUCAAAACGGCAACGACAGCGCGAAUAUGGAUGCGAAUGCAAACUCGGCACCACCAGACAGCGAGCAGGAGCCGACUAUUGGACCUGGUCCAGCUCCCAAAGCUCGCCCCAAGCGUCCUCUUCAGUUCGAACAAGCUUACCUCGACUCCCUUCCUUCUGCAAAUAUGUAUGAGAAAAGUUAUAUGCAUCGAGAUAUGGUUACCCAUGUUGCUGUGUCACCAGCAGAAUUUUUCAUAACUGGAAGUCUCGAUGGGCAUUUGAAAUUUUGGAAGAAAAAAGCUGUUGGGAUUGAGUUUGCCAAACAUUUUAGAUCCCAUCUUGGUCCCAUAGAAGGUUUGGCGGUUAGUGGGGAUGGCCAACUUUGUUGCACAAUUUCAAGCGAUCAGUCCGUCAAGGUAUAUGAUGUUGUCAAUUAUGACAUGAUGGUCAUGAUUCGACUACCAUUUAUCGCGGGUAGUGUUGAGUGGGUAUACAAACAGGGGGAUGUCAAAGCUAAGCUUGCUGUUAGUGAUCGAAACUCAUCAUAUGUAUACAUAUAUGAUGCAAAAGCGGGGACAAAUGAACCAAUAAUCUCAAGAGAGAUACACUUGGCCCCAAUUAAAGUUAUGAAAUACAACCCUGUAUUUGACACUGUGAUAUCUGCUGAUACAAAGGGAAUCAUUGAAUACUGGAAUCCUUCUACACUUCAGUUCCCAGAGAGCGAGGUGAAUUUUAGACUGAAAAGUGAUACAAAUCUAUUUGAAAUUCUGAAAUGCAAGACAAGUGUUUCCACUAUGGAGGUGAGCCCAGAUGGUAAGCAGUUUUCUAUUACAUCACCUGAUCGUAGGAUACGUAUAUUUUGGUUUAGAACUGGUAAACUGAGACGGGUUUAUGAUGAAUCUCUUGAGGUGGCACAAGAUCUUCAGAGAAGUGAUGCCCCCUUGUACCGGUUGGAAGCUAUUGAUUUUGGGCGAAGAAUGGCUGUUGAGAAAGAAAUUGAGAAAACAGAAAGUGCACCGCAACCAAAUGCUGUUUUUGAUGAAAGUUCUAAUUUUUUGAUAUAUGCAACUCUCCUUGGGAUAAAAGUAGUAAAUUUACAUACAAAUAAAGUCGCCCGAAUUCUUGGGAAGGUGGAGAACAAUGAUAGAUUCUUGCAGAUUGCGUUGUAUCAAGGUGAUCGGAGCAGUAAGAAAGUUAGAAAAAUUCCUGCUGCCGCGGUCAAUGUUAAUGAGAGUAAAGAGCCUUUAAUAGAUCCCACUCUCUUGUGUUGUGCUUUCAAGAAACAUAGGAUUUAUUUAUUCAGCCGGAGAGAACCAGAGGAACCUGAGGAUGCAACUAAGGGAAGGGAUGUGUUCAAUGAAAAACCUCCACCAGAUGAACUUUUGGCUGUGUCAGAUAUAGGAAAAGCAGUCACCACAUCUCUUCCCGACAAUGUGAUUCUACAUACCACAAUGGGAGACAUUCACAUGAGACUGUACCCCGAAGAAUGUCCAAAAACUGUAGAGAAUUUUACAACACACUGCCGAAAUGGCUAUUAUGAUAAUCUUAUCUUUCAUCGUGUCAUCAAAGGUUUCAUGAUACAGACUGGAGAUCCUUUGGGGGAUGGCACUGGUGGGCAGUCUAUUUGGGGAAGGGAGUUUGAGGAUGAGUUUCAUAAAAGUUUGCGGCAUGACAGGCCCUUCACAGUGUCAAUGGCAAAUGCAGGCCCAAACACAAAUGGCUCUCAGUUCUUUAUCACUACAGUUGCUACACCAUGGCUGGACAAUAAGCAUACUGUUUUCGGUAGAGUUGUCAAGGGAAUGGAUGUUGUCCAGGCAAUUGAGAAGGUGAAGACGGACAGGGCAGACAAGCCAUACCAAGAUGUAAAAAUCCUGAAUGUGACUGUCCCCAAGUCUUAGAAGAGAAAGAAACCCUUCCGUUGGUGAAUCUGUCUUGAUAUUGUCAGAGGUAAGAGAAAGAACUAUUUGUCAAUCAAGUCCUGCCUUGUUGGCAAAUCUGUCUAGAGUUUCUUUCUUCUUCUGCUGCCUUUAGCUGCUAGCUUAAUAACAAUUAUCAUAUGGUUUUGCCAAGCAGUUUACACUGCCAUGUUAGAUGAACAGAAAGGAAGAUUGCCAUAUUCUUUCCAUAGUCUGACAUUGUGCCUUCCAAGAGGUUUUGCGGUUCUUGGGAUUGUUACAGUUACCAGGUUGUAAUGAUGUAUGAGUAGUUAAAUGCAGUCCUUUAUGAAUUGUGGUCAAUUUUACAGGCACGUGCUUCUUUGUGGUAUUUUCACACAUUUCAUUGCUCUGAAUUGAAUCACCUUUCACCAAUGUUUGUGGUCGUAUAGUGUGUUGUUCCUAAUCCUAGAUCAUACUAGUUCAUUGAUAUCCUUUAACACCACCUAUAUUGGCAUAUGUUAUUAUUAUUAUUAUUAUUUUUUUUUUGGUGUAAUGAAAAGGUGUAAGCUUCUUGAGUAUAAAGUUUCUGGCUCUUCAAGCAAAGUGCACUUUCUAGGAAUUGAACCGGUGUUCUCACCCUUAUGGGAAUUGAGAUUUCUUACCAUCUUAAUCAA